AUGCACUUGAGUUCUACUACACCAUUUACAUUCACGAGAAUGAAUGUAUUCAAGAAGCCAAUAAUCCGUGCCAAUAACAACAGUACCUCAUCAAAUAGCAAUAAACUGGCUACAUCCAAAACGCAGCGAGAUGGUAAAUUGCCUACUUUACUCACAAUAGCAUCACAAGAACAACGUGACAAAUUUGAUGAAUUGAAUGAAGUUGAGUCAAAUAGAAUCGUUGAUGGUUUGAACAACCCCACUGAAUCUAUAUGGUCACUUACUGCAGCAAUAUCGAAAAGAAACAAAGAUCGAAACAGGUAUAGCAAUGUUAUGCCAUGGAAUGAAACUAGAGUCAAACUACCAAUUAAAAAUGAAACCACAUAUUCUGAUUAUAUUAAUGCAUCCCAUAUAAAAUUACAAAUUAAAGGAGACACCUUAAUUAAUCGAUACAUUGCUUGUCAAGGGCCAUUGGAUUCAACAAGAAAUCAUUUCUGGUCAAUGUGUUUUAAUGAGCUGGAGAAGCAAGGCAACGAUGUAGUUAUAAUUGCGAUGGUUACACCAUUAAUGGAGCAAGGAAUGAUUAAAUGUGAUAAAUAUUGGCCAGAAGUAGGUGAAGCUUGGGGAUUCCAACAAGAAAAUCUCGAAGAUGGUAUUGCAAUGGAGGAUUUGACUAUAAAGAACGUUAAUGAAACUUAUGAUGUCGAUGAGGAUUAUUUGUUGACUGAAUUUGAACUCAAAUCAGGAAUCAAAACCAAGAAGGUGUAUCAUUUCUAUUACUAUAAGUGGGCAGAUGCUAAAAUCCCCCCAUCAAUCACUCCCUUAGCUAAUUUAUCUCGACACAUAAAUGAAGUGAAACAAGCUAGUGCUGCAUUACCAGAAAAUCAACCUAUUCCAAUAAUCCAUUGUUCUGCAGGUGUUGGAAGAUCAGGUACUUUUAUGGUCUAUGAUCAUUUGUUUCGAGAUAGGGACAAGUUUCGUACUAUUAUUGAUAGCAAUCCUACAAAAGAUUUGGUUUACAAAGCGGUGUUUCAGUUGAGGACGCAGAGGAUGAUGAUGGUUCAAACUGUGUACCAAUACCAAUUUUUAUAUAACGUGGCAAAGGAGGUUUAUAACGCGGAGAAGUGA
Molecule: messenger RNA, 1107 nt
Organism: Lodderomyces orthopsilosis Co 90-125
Lineage: Eukaryota; Fungi; Ascomycota; Pichiomycetes; Serinales; Debaryomycetaceae
Gene: PTP1
Product: tyrosine protein phosphatase
Exons: 1
Coding region: 1-1107 (368 amino acids)
Biological process (GO): protein dephosphorylation
Molecular function (GO): protein tyrosine phosphatase activity
Source: RefSeq, a predicted model, not a curated record